Messenger RNA from Colletotrichum costaricense, 597 nucleotides. RefSeq lists its product as uncharacterized. The annotation marks the transcript as partial. The transcript has a single exon. The record is from RefSeq and is a predicted model, not a curated record. NCBI's taxonomy places the organism in Eukaryota, Fungi, Ascomycota, Sordariomycetes, Glomerellales, Glomerellaceae.
CAUGGAGCGCUUGCCGCGUCGAAAUACAGGCUCAUUUCGCACACCAUUCACCAACGUCUUCUCGACGCCGCAUUACUGCCAACCAUUCUCCGCUCCAUCCGCGCCGCUCUCUUCCCCAACAACGCCCCCGGCGUCUCGACCUUGGCGGCCCCCUCUUCCGACGAGGAGCUGCGUUCCUUACGCCGCAGGUGCGCUAGCGCCAUGCUAGCCAGCAUCCCGCCCUGGUUGGCUGGCCUGUAUCUAGGCGGGCGAGGCCUUGGCUUCCGGUGGCGGUCCGGACCGGAGUCAAGGCCUGGUGCUGCUGAUGAUGCUGCUCCUUUGCCCAUGAGCGAGAGCGAGGCCGAUGUUCCUGGCAGGGGUGAUGCCACUAACGGGAACAGAACUAAUGAUUUAGGUAAUGAAAGUAAAGAGAAUGAGGACGAGGAUCAGCAGCGAAUGCUGGCCGAGAUCGAAGAGAGCAUACUCGAUAUCUUCUCAGACGAAUACUGCAAUAAGCACUUGGUGUACAGCAUCCUGGAGCUGAUUCUGGUGAGACUGAUGCCGGAGCUGGUGGAGAAGGGCGUCGUUGAACUCUGGGAGGAGCGUCUGAGUCUGUGA